Malania oleifera is the source of this 1398-nucleotide messenger RNA. Its product is annotated as haloacid dehalogenase-like hydrolase domain-containing protein At4g39970. The record is from RefSeq and is a predicted model, not a curated record. Gene Ontology annotation, molecular function: hydrolase activity. The transcript is spliced from 11 exons. NCBI's taxonomy places the organism in Eukaryota, Viridiplantae, Streptophyta, Magnoliopsida, Santalales, Ximeniaceae. The coding region runs from base 88 to 1029 and encodes 313 amino acids.
CAGAUCCACGGUGACGGAGCCUAGUGCAGGUUCCAGCCACACAAAUUAAAGCCUGGCCCGACGACGAACGCCGAAGUUCAGCCAUCCAUGGCCGCCUCCUCAUCCUGCUCCAUGCUUAUCCUUCCCACUCCUCUUGCUUCUUCCUCUUCCAGCAUUUCUUCUUCUUCUUCUUCUUGUUGUUUUCGCGCUGCCGGUCUCUUCGGCCUCCGGGCCAGAAGAGGCUCUUCAACAGCCAAGCCACGUAUCGUCGGCCCUUCCUGUGCUAUGCGAGCUCUCGUAUUCGACUGCGAUGGAGUUAUACUGGAGUCGGAGCACCUCCACCGCCAAGCUUAUAACGACGUUUUCGCUCACUUCAAUAUCCGCUAUUCUUCUUCGCCGUCUCAGCCUAUCAAUUGGGCCUCCGACUUCUACGAUGACCUCCAGAACCGUAUUGGCGGUGGAAAGCCCAAAAUGCGUUGGUACUUCAAGGAGAAUGGAUGGCCGUCUUCGUCGAUAUUCGAAACGCCACCGGAAGACGAUGCAGAUCGUGCGAAAUUGAUCGAUACUCUUCAAGACUGGAAAACUGAAAGAUACAAAGAAAUAAUCAAAUCUGGCACUGUGAAGCCUAGACCUGGGGUUUUGAGGUUGAUGGAUGAGGCCAAAGUUGCUGGGAAAAAACUGGCCAUUUGUUCUGCAGCCACUAAAAGCUCAGUCAUAUUGUGUCUUGAAAACCUUAUAGGGAUUGAGCGCUUCCAAGGUCUUGAUUGCUUCCUUGCAGGUGAUGACGUGCAGAAAAAGAAGCCUGAUCCAUCAAUUUAUUUAACAGCUGCAAAUAGGCUAGGAAUCUCAGGGGCAGACUGUCUGGUGGUGGAAGAUAGUGUCAUUGGAUUGCAGGCAGCGAGAGGAGCUGGGUUGCCAUGUAUUGUCACGUAUACUUCUUCAACAGCUAAUCAGGAUUUUAAAGAUGCAGUUGCAAUCUAUCCUGAUUUGGGUAAUGUUAGAUUAAAAGACCUAGAAUUGCUACUUGAAAAUGUUGUUGCUGCGAGCUAGGAGCACAGCUGAUACUGGUGAAAAAGCUUACUUAUAUUUGAACAAUGUUGUGGUGCUCUUGCUGUGAAACAUUCACUUGAGGUACUAUUCCUGCUGUCCUGUUUCCAGAAUUAUAAAUUUGAUUUUCUUUUUCCAACCCUCCGAGGAAAUUAAUUGAUCCUGUAUUUUUAUUUGUUUCACUGGUGGGUUGUAUUGUAUACGGAUACAAAAAUGUAAUAUAUGUGAUGACCUCUGGUAAUUUUGGGGCUGCCCCUGUAGGGGUCACUGUAUAGCCAUAUCAUAAUCCCCCAAGCUACCCAAAAAAAAAAAAAAAAAACAAGACAUUGAUUCUAUUUGUCGAUUAAUUAAUGAAUAAAUAGAUUUGAAAUC